Messenger RNA from Mizuhopecten yessoensis (Yesso scallop), 5458 nucleotides. RefSeq names its product protein piccolo-like. The coding region runs from base 14 to 2443 and encodes 809 amino acids. Lineage: Eukaryota; Metazoa; Mollusca; Bivalvia; Pectinida; Pectinidae. The record is from RefSeq and is a predicted model, not a curated record. The transcript has 7 exons.
UCAAAACGUAAACAUGGCAGAUGACAGGUUAGUUGCAAUCGUCCUGUUUGCGAUUGCAGCUUCGGUUACAUGUGAUGUCAAAGUGAACGAUGUGUCAACAAUUGCUACCGGAUCAGAAAAUCCACCCAUAGUUUCUGGAGUACCACUCCAAACAGAUGGUAUGAUAACAUCGGUAACGGUACAGGGCAAAAGUAUGCCCUAUAAGGAGACACAGCAAACAGGUGAUGACCAGAAAAAGACUGAACAAGAUACUGAAACACAAAAAUCCUCACCACAUAUGCCUGUUAAGCAAGAUCUACAAGAACAAAAUUAUUUGGAAAACAAACUUGAAAAACAAAAUAGCAGUGAAAGUAGUCGUGAACAGCAAAUCAUGAAAAAACAGAAUUCUGCACAACCAAACACACAACAGAAUCUUGUACAAUCAGUUCUGCAAGAUCAGAAUUUAGUCCCUCAGAUACCACAAGAGCAGAUUAAUCCUGAACAACCAAUUCCAAAAGGACAAAAUCCUGUACAGCCAAUUCCACCAGUGAAAAAUCAUGGACUACCAAUUCCACAAGAGCAGAAUCCUGUACAACCAAUUACAUCAGGGCAGAAUCUUGUACAGCCAAUUCCAAAAGAGCAGAAUCCUGUACAACCAAUUACAUCAGGGCAGAAUCCUGUACAAUCAAUUCCAAAAGAGCAGAAUCCUAUACAACCAAUUACAUCAGGGCAGAAUCCUGUACAGCCAAUUCCAAAAGAGCAGAAUCCUGUACAACCAAUUACAUCAGGGCAGAAUCCUGUGCAACCAAUUACAUCAGGGCAGAAUCCUGUACAGCCAAUUCCAAAAGAGCAGAAUCCUGUACAGCCAAUUCCAAAAGAACAGAAUCUUGUACAAAUACAACAAUCAGGGCAAACUCCUUCACCUGUCCUUCCACAACAGAAGAAUCCUAUGCAAAUAAAUCCAUCAGGACAGAGUCCUGUACAACUUACCACACAGGAAAUGAUUCCUGUACAACCAAAUCCACCUGUACAGAAUCCUUUACAAUCCAGUCCACAGGAACAGAUUCCUGUACAACCAAAUCCACCUGUACAGAAUCCUUUACAAUUAAGUCCACAGGAACAGAUUCCUGUACAACCAAAUCCACCUGUACAGAAUCCUUUACAAUCAAGUCCACAGGAACAGAUUCCUGUACAACCAAAUCCACCUGUUCAGAAUCCUUUACAAUCCAGUCCACAGGAUCAGAUUCCUGUACAACCAAAUCCACCUGUACAGAAUCCUUUACAAUCCAGUCCACAGGAACAGAUUCCUGCGCAUCCAGUUCCACAGAAGCAGAAUCCAGUACAAGACAUUUCACUGAUACAAAAGACUAUACAACCAAAUCAAGCUGAUUUAGAUGGAAAAAAUACAAGGGUGACUUCUUCAUUGCAACAGGAAAUAGAGACAAAAGAUGACACAGAUCAAAACCAAAACUUUGAUUACAAGGGCAGUAAGAUUUUCAGUCAUGUAACAGGUGUACCACAAACUGAUACUGCAAGAGAAAUUAUACAUGGAAUUUUAAAUGAACAAAAGAACACAGUAUCCACUGAAAAUGACAAAAAUGACAAUAAACCUACUAUGUAUGAUAAAGGAUUUCCACCAGCACAAAAACAUUCAGAUAUAGAUAUUCAUGAUGUAACGCAAUUACAGGAGUGGAUGGAGACAACCACAGAGUAUUUCACAACUUCUGAACUAGUGGACAACAUAAAACUGACAACCACAGAGUAUUUCACAACUUCCAAACAGUUUAGAAAUGAUAUUGACAAUGUACCAGUGGACAACAUAAAACUGACAACUGCAAGAAAACCAUUCCUAGCUCUACAGCCAGGCCCCGUCAUCCUCACCCCAGCACAGAGUAACAGAGUCCCUGACCCAUCUGAGAAAUUGUUUGUAUCGGACACUACUUUAGCACUGUCAUCUUAUACAACAACAGCCUGGUCAACAAAAGAGGAUGAUAAAGAUACUCUGCAAGCAAAAGACAACUUUUAUGAAGGUCUUGAUCUCUGGGAUGAUGCAGAUGAAGAUGAAUUUCCUACAGAUGAUAGCCAACCCUUAUCAGCUGACAGGGAUGAUGAUUGGAAUUUCUUCAUGGGAGAAAAGCUGAUUCCUAAGGGGAAGGCACUGGGAGACUCCUAUAGACCAUCAAUGGAGUCACUUGGAGAUGAGAAGGGUUACCCCCCUCCCAAGGAAGGCCUUGUCACAUCCAGCCUGCACAACAAGAAUGAGGACAUUAACAUAAAGAUGGACAUGAUAGCCUACUACAGCUGGAUCCUCUUCAUCACUCUCCUUAUCUUUGCCAUCUUCAUAUUUGCCAGACAGAGACAAAAGUUUGGUUACAUUCUAAAGUGGGGACAAAGUAGAAGAAAUUAUGGCCGCCCAUCGGAUGCCGAGGAAGGGAAGAAUUUGAUGAAGAACAUCUACACAUGAUACUUGCUGUACUUAUCCCCAGGAACAUCAGUUUUCUGUCAAGGUGUGUCAGGGUUAAUUUUUAAUCCAGGGUGCUACCUCGUUAUGAAUUCCUUAUGCCUCUUCAUGUCUUAUAGUGAGACCAGAACUGUUCUCGCUUUUAACAAAUGACUUAUACUCAACCAUGACAUAAUUUGGAGACUAUUUCUCAAAUACAGGAUACUGCCGGAGGUGCAUAAUACUUUUGUUAUGAGUUUCUAUCGGAGCUAACGAUCAUAUCGGUAGUUAUCCUGAAAUAAAUCCAGGGAGCGAGCACAUAAUCUCUGAUUCAUAGUUGGGAAGGGUUUAUUACAAGACAAUGAAAAGCAUCUGCUGGCUUUUUUUCUUAUCUGCAAUAGAUUUGGAUGGGAUUAUUACCAGGCAUGGGUUUAUUGCCAGAGAAAUACAGUAAAUGUUAUUUUCUCUUGGUUCUGGUACAAACAUUACCAUACUGUGAGGUCUGAAAUGCAGAAUUGUUCAACAAAACCUUUACAUUUUCCUAAAGUACUUAAAAAAAUUAGUUUUUUAAUAUAUUGUUCCUUUUACCAUCUUUUUUUGGGUAAAUAAAAAUAAAACUUGAUGAAAAGUCAUCCGUUUAGUUUUAGCUUUUUCAUGUGAGACUCAUAAUUAAUAUUUUUGAAUGCAAGAAACAAAUUGUUAUCUUUCUUAUAUCUAAAUCAUUGUGAAAAAUGGCAGAUUCCCAAUUAAAAGUUCAUCUUUUUGUUGCAAUGCUGUAGAUCUGAUUGAGUAUGCAAGUAUAUACAAAGUCCAAGAUACAUGUAUUCUAUAGUUGCUAGUUUUUGCAGGGGAAUCAAUUUCGCCAAUGCAGGAUGACAUUAGUAUUCAUGAGUUAAGAUAUAAGGAAUCUUUCAGAUACUGUGUACUACAAAUGUAUUGGAUUAAUAGAAUCCAUCCCUGAUGUGAGAUAUGGAUAAGGUCAUUCAAACCCAAAGGAUGAAAUAUUGAGCAGGAGACCCGAGGCUUUGCUGUGGGUCUUCUGCUCAAUUUAAACAUGAGAAAUAAGAUCAAGAUCCCUAUUGGUGAUUGUUUACACUAGAACAAAUUAAAAGCUCCAGUACUUCAAUCUUUUACCUGAAGUUUAUAUUACUGAACAGCCUCAUUCAGACAUUGAAUUAUUUUGUUUUGUAUCUUAAACACAAAAUCAUAUUUUUUUCUGUACUAAACAUUAUGAUUUGUUUUUCUCCAAAAAUGGAAAUAGGAUCCAAGAGAAAAUAUUACACAAAUACUUUUGAGAGAUUCACAAACCACUAUCCUGAUGAAAAUUCUCGCUUUUAUUGAGAUGAGUUUGCACUGUCCUCAGAAAAUAUGUACAAUGUUAUUAAAAUAUAGGAAAGAUUAGUUGAUUUUUUUUAAAAUACCAAAGUAAAAAUUCAAAUAUGCCUCAAAGCAAAAAUACAGUUUAUGUGUUCUCCCCUUGCACUAUAAAUUCGAAACUAAUUUUAUAGAUAUUUUUUUUUCUUUUCUGUAAGGAUUUUUGUUGUUGUUGAGAGUUUGUUAAUUAUUUCAGGAAUCAUUCAUAUGUUAAAAUAAUUCUUUUCUUUCCUGGUCAUGCAUAUAAUUUUUGGUACAUUAGUUUUCAACUAAAUUGGAAGAAAACUUUUAUUGCAGAAAAUGUUGUUUAAUCCAGUAUACAAACCUAGCUGCCUUCAAACAUUUUUACACAUACAACUUCGUGUAUUAUAGUAUACGAAUAUUAAUUGGGAUAUAUAUUGAUCAUGGUUUCAUGUAUAAAUCAUAAAAUAUUUGGGGUUUUAUUAUGUCAGACAGAAGACGGCUUCAAUAUAAUUAUAGCACCUCAUCACUAAAAAGGUAAUAUAAGUCUGUGAUUUUAAUGUUUGUUUUCAUGUGCUUCAUUUUAAUUGUGGGUAUUUGCUUAAAAUACAUUCAUUAUGUAUAUAUAUUCUUGUGCCAUUAUUAUAACUGUUUAUUUGCUUUAAUCCACCUAAGACAUAAUAGGAAAGCUUUUUAAACAUGUUUUAGAGUUGAAGCAUUUUUUUCAAGUGUUAUAAUGAAUUCAGACAAAAUAAAAUGUACAUUUGUAUUAAUAAAAUAAUUUUCAACAAUUCCACAGUGACCCCUCCCCUUACUACUAUAAUCAAUGGUGCCCAGCAAUAUGUAUUGGAAUUGUACAGCAUCCGUAAGGUGCUAGUAAAAUACAUACAGUAGCUACAAGGAUGUGUGCAAUGUAAUCCAAUCAAUGUAUAUAUCUAUCACAGUGAUGAGGUCUAAACCCAUGGCCAGUGGAUCAUCACUUUAAGAUUAAAAAGAAAUUUUUAAGUAUUUAUGUAAUUGUCUUUCAUAGAAUUUUUAUUUGUCUGUGUACAUGUUAAGAGACUUCGAUAGUCAACGUACAUGUUUAGAGGCUUUGUUUGUCUAGUUACUUGUUCAGAGAUUUCAUUUGCCUAUGUUCUUGUUUAGAGAUUUUCAUAUGUCAUAGUAAAUGUUAAGCGAUUUCAUUUGUCAAAGUACAUGUUAAGAUAUUUUUAUAACAGUUGAUUUGAUCAUUUUCACAGUCCUUGCUGAGAUUGUUAUCAUCUUGUUUAAACAAUGCCUACUAGAAUGAGAAUGUUGUCUCUGUUGAAUAUAGUUCUUUGAUGGAACUAGUCAUUAUACAUGUACCAAACGGUUGGAGAGAUAAUAUCAUUUGUGAUAGUUAUAUUCCAACAUACAUAUUUUGGUUUUUUUAUUAAAACACAUCAGUGUGUUUUAUAAAGAAUGUCAGAAUCUCAAAUGUCCUUUUACAUUAAACAUUGUUAUAUAUAUAUUAUCUGUUUUUAAAAUUCAGUUACAAGGCUUUUGACCUUAUACAAUGUACAAAUGUUAUUUAUUAGUUGUAUCAAUAACAUUGUUACUAUAUGUGGUAUCCCAGAUCAUUUUACCAAUAUGUUGUAUCCGUGUACAUUGUAUACGUUUUUAUUUGUGGCAGUGGUUUGCUAAACCAUGAUUUGAAAUUUAUGAAGAAAAUACUGAUUUUUA